AUGCAAAAGUUCGCUUGUUAUUCUAAGAGCAUCCGUGAAAUCCAUAAAAUCAGUUCCGGGCAACCAGCGUCUCUGACGCGUGCGGGUAUUCGCUGUCCACGCGUCACACUUUCGCGCCUGGCUAGCGUAGCCUUGCCGAGGAAUUCCUGA
Molecule: messenger RNA, 150 nt
Organism: Colletotrichum truncatum
Lineage: Eukaryota; Fungi; Ascomycota; Sordariomycetes; Glomerellales; Glomerellaceae
Source: RefSeq, a predicted model, not a curated record